AUGUCGGAUUUUGAUGAAUUCGAGAGACUGUUGACUGAAAAUAAGAAAGGUGAGUGUUGUUGCACAUUCAUCCUACAGUAAUGGUUAAUUUUUACCAGCUACAGUAGCUCCAAUAUAUUAUUUUAGCUAGCUAGCAUACCAGUAGCUCGCUGUCACUGCAUUGCUGCUAGCUAGUUUGCACUAGGCCUAUAAUGUGUUUACCAAAACAAUAUUAUGACUGAGAGACUCACAUGCUUGCACGUCUGCUUGCAAUGUACAACAAAGGGCACUGAUUGACACCCUAGCCAUCCCUGAAUAGCUAGCUACAUCUGCAGGAUUGACUAGUGACAUUUGUAUUUAUUUGGGAGCGACAUUUUUAAUUGCGACCUGAUCAUUACUUUUUGACUUGUGCUGCUAUUAACUGCAGCACGCUCACUAUCAGUUAGCUUAUCUAAAGGGUACUGUACCAGGACACAUAGCUAUACAUUUAUGCAAUAUAGAAUCAGGGAAUGUCAGGGAAUAGUGUUACAGAUAUGCCUACAGAUCGUGUUUUCUCUGCAUGUUGAUGGAGUGAAUUUUGAAUUGCCUUUUAACUCUAACGUUCGCUAUAACAAGAGUAGCAGCAUAUAAUUGUGCUUAUCACAGUUUUUUUUUCGGUAGUAUGCAUAAGGCUUUUUCUCUCCUGCUGCAACUAAGGGAUCCUGUGUCAUUGUCAGUGACUCUCGCCUCCUCUUCCUCCCUCUUUCCCCUUUUAGAGCGGGACAAGGAGAAUCGGCACGGGCGGCGCACCUUGUCCCGCAGUCGCAGCCGAGAGAGGAAGAAGAGGAGCUGGGAAAGGAGGAAGAGCAGGGAUAGCCGCAGCGACAGCAAGGACCGUCAACACAGGCGCAGGUGGAUACCGCUGUACAAGUAUUUGAAAUGAGAUCCACUCCCAUUUUGUGUGAAUAGUUGUCUGCUUUGUGCACCAUUGACUGGUUUCAAAUAUUUAUUUCCCCACCUCUAUGCAAUAGUAAAAGGAAUACCCAUGUUUUAACUGUCAUUUCAGCACACAGACUCAAAAACAAUCCCAAGAGACUGUUGUGAGGUACAGUAAUACAGCGGACAGUGACUUGCAUGACACCUUCAAAGUAUAACUGCUAAUUAGGAGUCAGCUGUCCAUCUGUUGGUUAAGUACUGUACUUGGUGGUUGCUGAGUGUAAUAACGUUAGAAUUGCUUCUUAAUACAAGGUCAAGGUAAGGGGAGACUACUUGGAUCUGUAAUUGUCAUAGAGGCUUGCUUUGAAAUCCAUGCUUAUAUUUUGGUCGAUGUCUGAUGUUUAAUCCAUAUACAAAUGUGAACAUGUAGAUGCUAGAUAUAGUUCUGAGAGGAAUGUGUUAUAACUAUCCAUCCCAAAUGUAUUUUUUAGUUUUUUUAAUAUCUCUUUGAUUCCCAUACUUGUGCUAUUCGUUGUCCUCUGUCCACACAGUCUCUGCAUUGCAAGGCUAUAUAUAUGUCCAUCUCUCCUGUCCUGUCCCCUACUGUCUCUCUCCUGCAGUCGCUCUCCAGCUCUGCACAGAGAGAAGAAGAAGAAAGUGAGGAAGUACUGGGAUGUCCCGGCACCGGGCUUUGAGCAUAUCACCCCCCUACAGUACAAGGCUAUGCAGGGUCAGUUUGGCAAUACUGUCACAUCACAGUCCGUAUUAUGUCUGCUCAAAAGCAAAGGCUGUUGAUGUGAUAUUGUAUGAAAGUAUUCAACUCAGUCCCUCUCUCACUUCAUACAUAUACAUAAAUAUAUAGUCAUACGUACACUGAGUGUACAAAACAUUAAGAACACCUUCCUAAUAAUGAGCAGUUGCACAACUUUCACUGGAGAUGGAAAAAUGAAAUUACUUUUUUGUCCCACCCCAGUUUUAUAAUUGCACUGUGAUACAAAUCGCGGCACCAGUGUGCUUUAGGACCAUGUGGACGCCUCAGAGCGGUCGGGUAGGCUGUUUUCCGGUUUCAGCCAGCUGGAUUUAGGACCGCACGGACAUCACAGAGUGUGCGGACAGGCUGUGUGAAGGCAAAGCUUCUGAAAGGCUGGCGUAUAGGACCAGCACGGGAGAGAUGAUCAGAGGCAGCUGCUGUCUGUGUUGCGCUUUUUCUCCGACUUGUAAAAGCAGGCAGAGCAGAAACUGGCUACUCUUUAGUUGACUGAUCUAGCUGGCAAGGUAACUGCUGUUUGACAGAAAAAAUGUAGUUAUUCCCAGUGCUGAGCUAGUAGUGUAACUGACAUGUUACGUUAACCAAUGUUUCAUCCCCCCUUGACUGAAAUGAAUGAACUACUAGCAGCUAGUUAAUUCUAAAAUUGAUUAAAUCGUUUUUUCCCCUCAUCAAUCUAUACACAAUACCCCAUAAUGACAAAACAGUUUUUUUGAAAUAGUUGCAAAUGUAUUAAAAAUAAGGCUGUUAUCACAUUUACAUAAGUAUUCAGACCCUUUACUCAGUACUUUGUUGAAGCACCUUUGGCAGUGAUUACAGCCUCAAGUCUUCUUGGGUAUGACGCUACAAGCUUGGUACACCUGUAUUUGGGGAGUUUCUCCCAUUCUUCUCUGCAGAUCCUCUCAAGCUCUGCCAGGUUGGAUGGGGAGCGUCGCUCCAAAGCUAUUUUCAGGUCUCUCCAGAGAUGUUCGAUCGGGUUCAAGUCCGGGAUCUGGCUGGGCCACUCCUGUGUUGUCUUGGCUUUGUGCUUAGGGUCUAUGUCCUGUUGGAAGGUGAACCUUCGCCCUAAUCCUGAGGUCCUGAGGUUUUCAUCAAGGAUCUCUCUGUACUUUGCUCCGUUCAUAGUUCCCUCGAUCCUGACUAGUCUCCCAGUCCCUGCCACUGAAAAACACUCCCCAGCAUGAUGCUGCCACCACAAUGCUUCACCGUAGGGUUGUUAUUGGCCAGGUGAUGAGCGGUGCCUGGUUUCCUCCAGACGUGAUGUUUGGUAUUCAGGCCAAAGAGUUCAAUCUUGGUUUCAUCAGACCAGAGAAUCUUGUUUCUCAAGGUCUGAGAGUCCUUUAGGUGCCUUUUGGCAAACUCCAAGCAGGCUGUCAUGUGCCUUUUACUGAGGAGUGGCUUCCGUCUGGCCUCUCUACCAUAAAAGCCUGAUUGGUGGAGUGCUGCAGAGAUGGUUGUCCUUCUGGAAGAUUCUCCCAUCUCCACAGAGGAACUCUGGAGCUCUGUCAGAGUGACCAUCAGGUUCUUGGUCACCUCCCUGACCAAGGCCCUUCUCCCCCGAUUGCUCAGUUUGGCUGGGUGGCCAGCUCUAGGAAGAGUCUUAGUGGUUCCAAACUUCUUCCAUUUAAGAAUGAUGGAGGCCACUGUGUUCUUGGGGACCUCCAAUGCUGCACUAAAUUUUUGGUAGCCUUCCCCAGAUCUGUGCCUUGACACAAUCCUGUCUCGGAGCUCUAUGGACAAUUCCUUCGACCUCAUAGCUUGUUUUUUGCUCUGACAUACACUGUCAACUGUGGGACCUUAUAUAGACAGGUGUGUGCCUUUACCACAGGUGGACUCCAAUCAAGUUGUAGAAACAUCUCAAGGAUGAUCAAUGGCAACAGGAUGCACCUGAGCUCAAAUUUGAGUCCCAUAGCAAAGGGUCUGAAUACUUAUGUAAAUUAGGUAUUUCUGUUUUAAAAUUUGUACAAAUUGCUAAAACCCUGUUUUCACUUUGUCAUUAUGGGUUAUUGUGUGUAGAUUGAUGACGGGAAAAAAACGAUUUAAUCAAUGUUAGAACAAGGCUGUAAGGUAACAAAGUGGAAAAAGUCAAAGGUGAAUACUUUCCGAAUGCACUGUAUAUACAAAAGUAUGUGGAUUCAGCUAUUUCAGCCACACCCGUUGCUGACAGGUGUAUAAAAUCGAGCACACAGCCAUGCAAUCUCAAUAGACAAACAUUGGCAGUAGAAUGGCCUUACUGAAGAGCUCAGUGACUUUCAACGUGACAUCGUCAUAGGAUACCACCUUUCGAACAAGUCAGUUAGUCAAAUUUCUGCCCUGCUAGAGCUGCCUCGGUCAACUAACGUCUAGGAGCAACAACGACUCAGCCACGAAGUGGUAGGCCACACAAGCUCAUAAAACGGGACCGCCGAGAGUUCUGAAGCGCGUAAAAAUCGCCUGUCCUGGGUUGCAACACUCACUACCGAAUUCCAAACUGCUUCUGGAAGCAACGUCAACACAAGAACGGUUCCUUCACGAAAUGGGUUUCCAUGGUCGAGCAGCCGCACACAAGCCUAAGAUCACCAUGCCCAAUGCUGCCAUUGGACUCUGGAGCAGAACUGUAAAGUUUGGUGGAGGAGGAAUAAUAGUCUGGGGCUGUUUUUCAUGGUUCGGGCUAGGUCUCUUAGUUCCAGUGAAGGGAAAUCUUAACGCUACAGCAUACAAUGACAUUCGAGCUGAUUCGGUGCUUCCAACUUUGUGGCAAUAGUUUGGGGAAGGCCCUUUGCUGUUUCAGCAUGACAAUGCCCCCGUGCACAAAGCGAGGUCCAUACAAAAAUGGUUUGCCGAGAUCAGUGUGGAAGAACUUGACUGGCCUGCACAGAGCCCUAACCUUAACCCCAUAUAACACAUUUGGGAUGAAUUGGAACGUCGAUAGAGAGCCAGGCCUAAUGGCCCAACAUCAGUGCCCGACUUCACUAAUGCUCUUGUGGCUGAAUGGAAGCAAGUCCCCGCAGCAAUGUUCCAACAUCUAGUGGAAAGCCAUCCCAGAAGAGUGGAGGCUGUCAUAGCAGCAAAAGGGGGACAAAUUCCAUAUUAAUGCCCAUGAUUUUGGAAUGAGAUGUUCGACGGGCAGGUGUCCACAUACUUUUGGGCAUGUAGUGUAGCUACCACAGUCAGUUCAGCUCUAGCUAGCCUCUAGCUAUCUGUCAGGUAGCAGUAUCUAACAGCUGUUGUGUGUAUGGAAAUGUGUUGUAGCCUUUGUUUUGUCCCAUUUCAACAGAAGUACAUUUGAACCAUUGUAUCAUUAGCUAGAGCUAGCCAAAAGUUGGGUAACGUUAGCUAGCUAGCUCACUAACUUUUGCUAUUAUUUUUGCCUCAAUCACACUAGACCUGAGUCAAAUGAUGAAACCAGCAUCCAAACGAUUGAAGACAUAUAUUCUGAUGUUUCUUCAGCGUAAUGUGAGUUUAUAUUAGUCAGUAAAGCAAUGUAAUGUUAUUCAACUGUCAGUUUCCCUAGUUAAUUCCCUACUUUUCACACUGACACGGUAUAAACAGCUCUACAGGCUUCACUGUCAUGGUGCACAGUCAGUACACAACACUAUGAUCAUCAUGUCUUAGCAGGGUCAGGCAGCCAGGGAAUACCAGUCUACGGAGCUCAGGUGAAUUUUGCGAUCAGUGAAUGGAUACAAAGUUCCAUCUUGAGUUGAUGGGUAGGCUGCAGUCAGGAAUCUGGGAAUAAUGGUAAUUUCAAAUAUUUAACCAUUCAUUAUAUUCUUGGAUAAUAUAAUGUAUAAAUGUACACCAAGGAAAUUCUUUGUCAUGCCUCAUCUGAGCAGGAUCAGAUGGUGACGGGUCUCAGCAGGGUCAGGCAGGCAGGGAAGACCAGUCUGUGACGGCGCAGAGGUGAACUUUUGCAGAUACAACACUUUAUUCUCUCUGUGCAGCAAACACUGGACAAGAAAGAAGCUUCAAAGAUUUAAACUAUUUUAAGGCAGUCUGACAAACCUCUAAAGUUGAUUUCCAAACUGUAUCAAGGGUUGAUAGUGGCUUUUCCCAAUGACACAAAACAUGUAAAACAAAAAUGUGAGGAAGACCUGGGAGACGCUAUUGAUGAUGAUGAAUGGAUACAGAUAUGUUAGAAUGCCCAGUCAUGUUCAUAUAAUCUCAGACAGAAAUUACUGCAGUUUAAGACUAUCCAUAUAACAUAUUAUAUGCCAGUUAAACUGAAUAUCAUGCACUCAGAAAUUAAAUUAUUCUGCUGGAGGUGUAAAACACAAAAGGGGGUAUAUUUGCAUAUAUUAUGGUCUUGUAAAGGCUGGCUGAAUUCUGACAAAGAGUAUGUUCUUUUAUCUCAGCAUGUUUACAGAUUCACCCUGUUUUUGUUUGCUUAUAAAUGUUGAUACUGGAGACUGUUAUCAGACAAAACUAUAACCUAGCGGCUAAGAAAUGCAUUGCCAUUAAUUGGAAGGUUGGUGAUCCUCCCACAAUGUCACAAUGGAUGGCAGAAAUGUAAAGUUAUGCAUCACUGAAUUUGAUUUAUUACAAGAUUAAGGGUAUACUGUGCAACUUUCAUAAGGUCUGGAUUUCUUAUAUGGAAUACUGUACGACAAAAGGAGUCUAUUGAAAACAUGCCCACUUCAGGGGAGAUACAGUACCUAUUUAGGCAAUCGCUAGCUGCUGGGCUGCUCAAUCCUGGCCCUGGGGGUCUGCCAUUCUGUUGGUUGUCACUCUUGCCUUGGCCUAACACACCUGAAAACAAUAAUGAAUGUUUCACUAAGAUUCUGAAGCUGAGUAGGGUGUAUUGGGUUGGGGCGCUGCAUGGUCGUGGACCCCUAGGGGCAGGACGGGGAGACCCAGCUAUAUUGUGUGCAAGUAAAAAGAGCUCUACAGUACUAUUAGGCUUAUGAUACGAAUUAUAUGGAGGAUGACACAACACAAUGCCACAGAUGUCUCAAGUUUUGAGGGAGCGUACAGUUGGCAUGCUGACUGAAGGAAUAUCCACCAGAGCUGUUGCCAGAUAAUUGAAUGUUUUAAUUUCUCUACCUCCAAUGUCAUUUUAGAGAAUUUGGCAGUACGUCCAACCGGUCUCACAACAGCAGACCUCGUGCCCUGCGGGAUCUACAGUACUAUUAGGCUUAUGAUACGAAUUAUAUGGAGGAUGUACUGUUUCUGUGUGUUAAUGUGUAGGAGGUGUAUGUGUGUUUUUAUUAAACUUUUGAUUUCUAAACCUUUCCCUUGAGACAUAAGAAAAAGUAGAUGUGAAGGAAGUUGUGUUGGGGAGAGAGUUGAGUUAUUGACUAGACUGGUGGGGAUCAGGGCGUGCAGGCGGAUCGGGCUGGUCUGGCUGAAAUUUGAUAUAGAGGAUGUCUUAAUAAAGACAAUCAAAAGUUAAGUCUUUUGUACUUUAUUUGUAAGAGUUGUUCAUUUGUUAGGCUGUUGGUUAAAGGUGCAACACAAUAUUGAUUAUUGAAUUAUCAUUGAUCUAUACUGAACAAAAAUGUAAAUGCAACAUGUAAAGUGUUGGUCCCAUAAAAUAAAAGAUCCCAGAAAUGUUCCAUAUGCACCAAAAGCUUAUUUCUCUCAAAUGUUGUGCACAAAUUUGUUUACAUUCCUGUUAGUGAGCAUUUCAACUUUGCCAAGAUAAUCCAUCCACCUGACAGGUGUGGCAUAUCAAAAAGCUGAUUAAACAGCAUUAUCAUUACACAGGUGCACCUUGUACUGGGGACAAUAAAAAUAGACUCUAAAAUGUGUCACACAACACAAUGCCACAGAUGUCUCAAGUUUUGAGGGAGCGUACAGUUGGCAUGCUGACUGAAGGAAUAUCCACCAGAGCUGUUGCCAGAUAAUUGAAUGUUUUAAUUUCUCUACCUCCAAUGUCAUUUUAGAGAAUUUGGCAGUACGUCCAACCGGUCUCACAACAGCAGACCUCGUGCCCUGCGGGAUCGUCUGAGACCAGCCACCCGGACAGCUGAUGAAACGGGACUAUUUCUAUUUUUGUGGGGAAAACUCAUUCUGAUUGGCUAGGCCUGGCUCCCAAGUAGGUGGGCCUAUGCCCUCCUAGGCCCACCCAUGGUUGCGCCCCUGCCCAGUCAUGUGAAAUCCAUAGAUUAGGGCCUAAUUAAUUUAUUUCAAUUGACUGAUUUCCUUAUAUGAACUGUAACGCAGUAAAAUUGUUGCAUGUUGCGUUUAUAUUGUUGUUCGGUAUAGUUCAGUCUUAUCAAUCACUUAAAUAUUUAAUAAUGGUCUCUUACCUAGCUUGAUGACUGGUCAUUUUUUAUUACUUUUUUGUUGUUCUAAAUAGAGACAGCUAGAAGGGCAAUGGGUCAUAUUUGAUUGUGUAGAAAUUCAGGAAAUUAGCUUUAGAUGCCCCAAAAAAUAGAAGGACCCUCAGACCCCAUGCCAAGUUAUAUCCCCUCCACUUCUAAAACCAAAGUUGUGCCCCUUCCCACAGUGGUGUCAAGUUCGCUGGAUGUCCUUUGGAUGGAGGACCAUUCUUGAUACACACGGGAAACUGUUGAGCGUGAAAAACCCAGCAGCGUUGCAGUUCUUGACACACUCAAACCAUUGGGCCUGGCACCUACUACCAUACCCCGUUCAAAGGCACUUAAAUAUUUUGUCUUGCCCAUUCACCCUCUGAAUGGCACACAUACACAAUCCAUGUCUCAAGGCUUAAAAAUCAUUAUUUAACCUGUCUUCUCCCCUUGAUCUACACUGAUUGAAAUGGAUUUAACAAGUGACAUCAAUAAGGGAUUAUGGCUUUCACCUGGAUUCACCUGAUCAUUCUACGUCAUGGAAAGAGCAGGUGUUCAGUAUUUCUUCUUCGUUGGGAGUCAUAUCUAACUUGAGUCCAUGUUCCUCUCUCAGCUGCUGGCCAGAUCCCAGCCACGGCCCUGCUGCCCACCAUGAUAACUCCAGAGGGGCUGGCCUCCACCCACACUUCUGUACCCAUGGUGGGCAGCCAAAUGACCAGGCAGGCCAGGAGGCUCUACGUAGGCAACAUACCGUUCGGCAUCACAGAGGUAGGUAAUAGGGAACUGCUACCCUUUCCAAACUACUGAGUUGUACAUAAGGCCUAAAAUACAGUUAAAGACGAACGCCACAACCCUAUGAUAUAACUGUCAUAGCAUCAGCCUGGUCGAGAGCCUUCUACAUACUUCUGCCUUCCUCACUGCAAAAUGUAUAAUAAGUGACUCUUUCGUGUGAUCGUCUAUGUUGUGUCAAUAGGAGGCCAUGAUGGAUUUCUUCAAUGCCCAGAUGCGCCUCGGCGGUCUUACCCAGGCCACUGGCAACCCUGUUCUAGCUGUGCAGAUAAACCAGGACAAGAACUUUGCCUUCCUCGAGGUGUGUGCUCAACUAAAAUGUAUUUAAUAUAAAAAUGAAAUAGCAUGAAAUAGAUCAUGGAUGGCAGUUAUUAGCUAACUUGCAUUGCCCGUGAACAGUUUCCUUCCUGAGUGCUGAAGUUUUGUUGAGUUCUGCAUGCUUCUACCAUAGCACGUCAUAAUGUUGACCUUCUCUCUACUUGUUCCUCUUCCAGUUCCGCUCGGUGGACGAGACAACCCAGGCCAUGGCCUUUGACGGCAUCAUCUUCCAGGGUCAGAGCCUGAAGAUCAGACGGCCUCACGACUACCAGCCCCUUCCCGGCAUGAGUGAGAGCCCCAGUGUCUAUGUACCAGGUGGGUCUUUCCAUAGGACAUCAACGACUUGUUUACCCUGUUGAAUCCUCUGAUUUCAAUGAAAAUGUUCUUAACCCCAUUUCUCACUGUUGCUUGGAUUAGGAGUGGUUUCGACUGUUGUGCCAGACUCCGCCCACAAACUCUUCAUCGGUGGCUUGCCAAAUUAUCUCAAUGAUGAUCAGGUCAGUCCUUUCUAGCUUAUUGAAGUCCUUCUUUCUAAGUCUCUGGCAUGAUCAAUAAAUGUCAUACUACUCUUUAUUUUUGUCAAUCAUCAAAGGUUAUUUAGUUCCAACAAUGUUACUAAUAGAGCAAUCUAUCUUUAAUUUCCUCUCAUAUUAUGAUGUUCAUUGUUGGUGUUUUCCUGUCUUCACACCCUGCCUUUGUUCCGUAGGUAAAAGAGCUAUUGACCUCCUUUGGCCCUCUGAAGGCCUUCAACCUGGUCAAAGACAGCGCCACGGGACUCUCCAAGGGCUACGCCUUCUGUGAAUAUGUGGACAUCAAUUUGAAUGACCAGGUCAGUGUCAGAUAUUGCACCUGUAUUGCUGGAUGCAAUCUUGUUAUAGACUUGAUGUUAACAUAAGGUCAUAGACUCUUGGGCUGCAUGUCAGUAGUCCAAAGUGGCUACCCUGUGUUUCUUCUUUCAUCCGCACUGAUCUGAUAUACCUGGCCAAGUGAAAGCAAAUCUCAUAAUAGUUUUCUGCCAUAUUGCUUUCACCUAUCCAGCCUUUGCAGAUCAGCGCUGUUGUAGGAAAGGAGAUGAGAGUAGGAUGCACAUUUUGAGUGGAAAGAUGGGAGCAAAUCCCAAACUCCUUCUAUCAUAAAAAUUAAUAUAUUAACUUUUCUAGUUCCAUGAUCCCUCUGUCACCACCAGCAGGAUACUGGGACAGGCUACAUUCUUUACUUGCUAAAUUCAUUUGGAAGAUGAAACACCCUCGUAUUAAGUUUUCUACUUUUCAGCGUGAAAAAUGUGCAGGUUACCAAAACCUCCAGCGUGAAAAAUGUGCAGGUUGCCAAAACCUCCCAAAUUUCAAAUUCUAUUUUUGGGCUUUAAUUUUACUCCCUCUGUACUCAUGUUUAAAUCCUGCUACAGCUGUAUCUUGGUGCCCCCUAGAGGAAAAACAAGUUGCCCCUCAAACUCUAAGACACAAUCCAUUCUGAUAUCCCGUCAAAAAUUGCAAACUCAAAUUUGGCCCUAUCAUCUCACAACUUAUUUCAGUCUGGCGCCUGGUUGGUAAACAUACCAAAACCAAUCUCACCAUCCUCACCUUCCUUUAUUUCACAAUCACACUCUCCACCUGGGUGGUCGUCCUCUCUCUUCAUCAAUGGUCUGAAAGAGGGAAUCCUACUAUCUCAGAUAUAACUGAAGGCUACUAUCUGUGUGCAUCUCAAGCAAUUUAACUUACCUGGUACUUCCUUUUUCUUUUACUUACAACUCCGUUCUGCUUUGCGUGUUUAUGGAGUUCCUUUGGGGGACAAGAAUGGUCUAUCCAUCCUAUCCAGAAAUGAUUUAUUCAUAGUAGUACACAGGGACUGGUCUCUAAAUGACAUUCUCUGCUACUUAAAAUGACUCAUAAACCAAUUCCUUCCCAUGUAUCAUGGAAGAAAGACCUUUCCGUAUGUACAGUCGUGGUGAAAAGUUUUGAGAAUGACACAAAUAUUAAUUUUCACAAAGUCUGCUCCCUCAGUUUUUAUGAUGGCAAUUUGCAUAUACUCCAGAAUGUUAUGAAGAGUGAUCAGAUGAAUUGCAAUUAAUUGCAAAGUCCCUCUUUGCCAUGAAAAUGAACUUAAUCCCAAAAAAACAUUUCCACUGCAUUUCAGCCCUGCCACAAAAGGACCAGCUGACAUCAUGUCAGUGAUUCUCUCGUUAACACAGGUGAGAGUGUUGACGAGAACAAGGCUGGAGAUCACUCUGUCAUGCUGAUUGAGUUAGAAUAACAGACUGGAAGCUUUAAAAGGAGGGUGGUGCUUGAAAUCAUUGUUCUUCCUCUGUUAACCAUGGUUACCUGCAAGGAAACACGUGCCGUCAUCAUUGCUUUGCACAAAAAGGACUUCACAGGCAAGGAUAUUGCUGCUAGUAAGAUUGCACCUAAAUCAACCAUUUAUCGGAUCAUCAAGAACUUCAAGAAGAGAGGUUCAAUUGUUGUGAAGAAGGCUUCAGGGCGCCCAAGAAAGUCCAGCAAGCGCCAGGACCGUCUCCUAAAGUUGAUUCAGCUGCGGGAUCGGGGCACCACCAGUGCAGAACUUGCUCAGGAAUGGCAGCAGGCAGGUGUGAGUGCAUCUGCACGCACAGUGAGGCGAAGACUUUUGGAGGAUGGCCUGGUGUCAAGAAGGGCAGCGAGGAAGCCACUUCUCUCCAGAAAAAACAUCAGGGACAGACUGAUAUUCUGCAAAAGGUACAGGGAUUGGACUGCUGAGGACUGGGGUAAAGUCAUUUUCUUUGAUGAAUCCCCUUCCCGAUUGUUUGGGGCAUCCGGAAAAAAGCUUGUCCGGAGAAGACAAGGUGAGCGCUACCAUCAGUCCUGUGUCAUGCCAACAGUAAAGCAUCCUGAGACCAUUCAUGUGUGGGGUUGCUUCUCAGCCAAGGGAGUGGGCUCACUCACAAUUUUGCCUAAGAACACAGCCAAGAAUAAAGAAUGGUACCAACACAUCCUCCGAGAGCAACUUCUCCCAACCAUCCAAGAACAGUUUGGUGACGAACAAUGCCUUUUCCAGCAUGAUGGAGCACCUUGCCAUAAGGCAAAAGUGAUAACUAAGUGGCUCAGGGAACAAAACAUCGACAUUUUGGGUCCAUGGCCAGGAAACUCCCCAGACCUUAAUCCCAUUGAGAACUUGUGUUCAAUCCUCAAGAGGCGGGUGGACAAACAAAAACCCACAAAUUCUGACAAACUCCAAGCAUUGAUUAUGCAAGAAUGGGCUGCCAUCAGUCAGGAUGUGGCCCAGAAGUUAAUUGACAGCAUGCCAGGGCGGAUUGCAGAGGUCUUGAAAAAGAAGGGUCAACACUGCAAAUAUUUACUCUUUGCAUAAACUUAAUGUCAUUAUCAAUAAAAGCCUUUGACACUUAUGGAAUGCUUGUAAUUAUACUUCAGUAUACCAUAGUAUCAUCUGACAAAAAUAUCUUAAACUUUGUGAAGACCAAUACUUGUGUCAUUCUCAAAACUUUUGACCACAACUGUAGUACUGUGACUAAUUGGACUAGAGUUUGGUCCAACAAAUCAAUUUCAUCAAGAAACCCCAACCACCAAAUGAUACAUUACUAUUUUGCCCAUAGAACUUACUGUACACCAUGCAAACUAUUUAAGAUGAAAGCUAGACAAACCCCAAAUUGUUCGGUCUUGUCACUUGUUUUUCUGUCCAUGUGUACCUGUUUUGUGUACCUUAUUACAAAUAGUAAAAACAUUUGAUCACAAAAGAAAGGAAGCUAAUUUUGACUAUUGAGAUGCAUCCCUCUGUUUUAACUGUUUACUGUCUCAGGCCAUUGCAGGGUUGAAUGGGAUGCAGCUGGGGGACAAGAAGCUCCUGGUCCAGAGAGCCAGUGUUGGGGCCAAGAACGCAGCUCUGGUGAGUACCGGAGAUGAUAGACUACAUGGAGAGACACACUUUACAAAUGGUUGCUGUUCAAAAGGAGCAAACAGGAGAGAACCUUUCGAAAUAGAAGACAGAAUGGGAAAAAAAUUAGUGAUAUUUUGGGGUAAAUUAGGACCUAACUAUCCCCUCUGUUUCAAGCCUUUUUUAAUCCACCUCCACUGACCUAAAACAUCAAGCUUUGUUUCAUAACUUAAUCAGGACAAUCCAGAGCUGAUUAACGAUUGACUAAGCGUAUGCACCACUGCAAAGUAGACAUAAUAUUAUUACAAAAACAAGUUGAAUAAUAACAGUUUCAUAUUUGUUUUUGUUUUGUAGUUUUUUUCUUUCAUUUGUUUUUACACCAUAAACAUUCUAAAACGUUUUCUAAAAGUAUCCCAUGUUCUUUCAACCUUCCCAAUAACCAACACCUCUCCCCACCCUUCCCCUCUUCCACACCCCCACCGUUCCCCUCUUUCCCCACCAGACGGGUAUGAACCAGACCCCAGUGACCCUCCAAGUGCCAGGCCUGAUGCCAACCUCCAUGGCCUCGCUGGGUGGCCUGCCCACUGAGGUGCUCUGCCUGAUGAACAUGGUGGCUGUGGAGGAGCUGCUGGAUGACGAGGAGUACGAGGAGAUCGUGGAAGACGUCCGCGGUGAGUGCAGCAAGUACGGCCAGGUGAAGAGCAUCGAGAUCCCCCGGCCUGUGGAUGGCCUGGAGGUCCCAGGCACUGGGAAGGUGAGGAGGGGGAGAGGAAUAGGGGGGGACAUGGGUGUUAGGAUGGGAUAGGGCAUGGGGGUGUUUGUUGCAGUGUUUUGAGGAGAGUUUGUGUUGUGUGUACUCUGAAAUUGCACAGUUUCAAAGUGAAUCCGUUAAAUUAUUGAAUCUCCUUGGGGAAAUGUGCCUUUCGCCUCCCAUCAAACAAGCAUAGCAAUUCAUAACAUCACUCUUGCCUAGUCUUGUGGUAAUAGUUUUCAAUGCGAUAAUCCCUUUGUAUGUGUAUGUGUAAACAUUUAUCAUAGUUCAUUGCUGUAGAAUUAUAUUUAACAUGGUUGUCUGGUUCCAUACAGAAUGGCCAUACACCCACUCUCCUAUCCUUUCUUUCCCUCACCCUCAGAUCUUUGUGGAGUUCAUGACCCUGUUUGACUCCCAGAAGGCCAUGCAGGCGCUGACAGGCAGGAAGUUUGCCAACAGGAUGGUGAUGACCAAGUACUGUGACCCGGACGCCUACCACCGCCGGGACUUCUGGUAG
Molecule: messenger RNA, 14123 nt
Organism: Coregonus sp. 'balchen'
Lineage: Eukaryota; Metazoa; Chordata; Actinopteri; Salmoniformes; Salmonidae
Source: the annotation of a GenBank genome assembly